AAACACAUGCAAACCUGCCCCAUCUUGUCUCACACUUUCACUAUAAUAAAUAACUACCCUUUCUUCUUCUUCUUCUUCUUCUUCUUCAUCAUCAAUUCAAAGCUCAAACCACUUCCCAUGGAUUACCAACAUGACUACAAAACUAAAACAACAAACCCCACUUCCCCAACUCCCCUAAAGCUCUUUGGAUUCAACGUCCAUGAAGAAGAACAACAAGAGGCGGUGCAUGAAGAUUUUACUGACUCAACCACCAAGACAGCUUCCUCUACUUCCCCAUCUGGCUCCCCGGACUCCGGCGGCGUCGACGGCGCCUUCCCACCUUCCUCCGGGGACCGGAAAUUCGAGUGCCAGUACUGCGGCAGAGAGUUUGCAAAUUCACAAGCACUUGGUGGGCAUCAGAACGCGCACAAGAAAGAGCGGCAGCAACUCAAGCGUGCCCAGUUACAAGCCACGCGGAACGCCGCCGCAUCAUUCGCUCGAAACCCCAUCAUCUCCGCCUUCACCCCACCGCCGCACCUCCUGGCUCCGCCGGGGCCCGUCAUGGUCCCUACGUGGGCAUACAUGCCGACACGUGGCGACGCCACUCCUCCCUUCCACGCGCCGGUUUCGCACGGUUGUGUGUUCCCGCCGGCGAACCGUAACGGUAUGUGCGGCAGUUAUAAUCAUCAUCAUCAUCAUAACAAUGUAACGGUAACCGGUGUGAAAUCCGCGGGUGCAGGGUUGUUUCCCUAUGGUGGCGUUGUAGGGGAUUCAUCCUCUGCGUUUUCAACGAUGCAGGUACAGGCCCGGGCCCAUAAUGGCAGGAUUGACGGGCCUUCUAUGAGUCAGUUCUCAAAAGUGGAUGGCGGGCCCAAAUUUGAUGAUGCAUGGGGCCUGGACUUGCACCUUGGUCUUGCGCCAGCUGGGCCGUGAUUCCUUGGCUCAGCUUGAAGCCGAGUGAGUUUAGCCGCUUUAUGCGCCGCCGUGGAGAGGAAACUUCACAGCUUCGGAGGCUAUGUGGGUAAACCUCCACUUUAAAGGAAUGUUUUUCGUAAAGAAUCGAGCCAGAAACUUUUUCGUGGAGUGUUCAUGUACACAUACAUUUUUAAGUCUUACGGACCUACCAUACUUUCACUAUGCGGAACCCUUUAGAUUUUAGGAUUGUAUAUGUGGAAUGUGGUGUGUGAUUGCUUAAUGCUUCAGUUUCACAUCUUUGUACAUUUUAAUAUUUAUUUUCAUUUUAGCA
Lotus japonicus is the source of this 1225-nucleotide messenger RNA. Its product is annotated as zinc finger protein GIS3. The transcript has a single exon. Gene Ontology annotation, molecular function: DNA-binding transcription factor activity; transcription cis-regulatory region binding. NCBI's taxonomy places the organism in Eukaryota, Viridiplantae, Streptophyta, Magnoliopsida, Fabales, Fabaceae. Gene Ontology annotation, cellular component: nucleus. The record is from RefSeq and is a predicted model, not a curated record. Gene Ontology annotation, biological process: trichome differentiation; cytokinin-activated signaling pathway; trichome morphogenesis. The coding region runs from base 7 to 912 and encodes 301 amino acids.